Clunio marinus is the source of this 753-nucleotide messenger RNA. Lineage: Eukaryota; Metazoa; Arthropoda; Insecta; Diptera; Chironomidae. The record is from the annotation of a GenBank genome assembly.
AUGCUAAUUGAUUUGAAAUUUAUACAGAACAAUUUCCAAAACAUUGCUUUAAAUGAUGAGAUAUUAAAGGCAGAUGAGAAGCCCAAUAGACAAAAUGAUGAACAACUGAAAGCAGAUGAGAAACCAACUGACCAAAAACUAAAUGAUGAAAUGCUUAAGGCCGAUGAGAAACCUACUCAGAAACAAAAUGAUGAACAGAAAGCUGACGAAAAGCCUGUUAAUCACAAACAAAAUGACGAACAACUGAGAGAUGAAAAGUCAACUAAACAUAAUCAAAAUGAUCAAAAUGAUCAGAAUGAUGAAAAUGAUGAACAACAGAAAGCAGACGAAAAGCCAGCGGAUCAAAAACAAAACGAUGAACAACUAAGAGAUGAAAAGUCACCUAAACAUAAUCAAAAUGAUCAAAAUGAUGAAAAUGACGAACAACAGAAAGCAGACGAAAAGCCAGCGGAUCAAAAACAAAACGAUGAACAACUAAGAGAUGAAAAGUCAGCUAAACAUAAUCAAAAUGAUGAAAAUGAUCAACAUGAUGAAAAUGACGAACAACAGGAGGCAGAUGAGAAGUCAACUGAGAAAAAACAAAAUGAUGAGAAUGAUGAUUAUGAGAUGGUGGAUGUAGGAAAGAUUCCUAAAUAUGGUGACCAAGAAAUAAUCAGAUCUAAGUCUUCAAAAAAAAAAUCUCGUCGUCGUAGACUUGAUAAAAGAUCUGAAAAUGUUGAAAAGCAUGAAAAGGAUGAAAAGAGAAAAAUUUAA